GGGUAGUUAGUUGGACAACGGCGUUGCCGAAAACGGGCCACCUCAGCUGCCGCACAAUACAUUUUUGGUGCAAGCAGCUAGCCGAGCGACCGGAACCGGAAAUGCCCAUUGAGCCGCCUGACAACGACCACAACAGCCAUAGCCAUAGCCAUAGCCAUAGCCAUAGCCACUUCCACCCACACAUUCGCAGUUGCAGUCGCAGUUGCAGUAACGAGCAGCAUUGCAUUGGCAGCGGCCAUAAAGCCGAGCAACAAAUCGCCCACACACACAUGUAGUGGCAGCGCGAGUGCGUCAGUGUGUGCGGGCUCUGAAAACCGGAAGCGGAAGUCGAGGAGCAGGAGCAGGAGGAUCGCGAAGAGGAGUAGGAAGCAGCAGCAGCGGAUUAGAGACUUUUUCAUUUGCCGCAGUUCGUUAAGGAAAAUCAUUCAAAAUUCAUCGCCUAAGCAAAGCGGAUGCCGCACAAGAGAGAGUCGCGAAUAGAUCAAUCAGGCAAUCAAUCAAAACCGAGCAUAUCAACCGAGCGGCCAGCUCCGACGACCGGAGGAGAACCCGAGGGGAAGCCGAAGGCCAGCGUUGCAUUUAAGCUGUCCGCCGGACAGGGCGCACAACCGAACCCACUUGCUCUCCGCGGAUGAGCCGCGGAUUAUGUCACGAGACGACUAUAAUCCAGUGAAUAGCUCUGGUGUGCGCAGUCCGGGUCGCGUGCGGCGUCUCCAGGAAUUGCCGACGGUCGAUCGAUCCCCAUCCCGGGACUACGGCGCUCCUCGCGGAAGUCCUUUAGCAAUGGGCAGUCCAUACUACCGCGACAUGGAUGAGCCAACCAGUCCGGCCGGAGCGGGUCACCAUCGCAGCCGGAGCGCCAGCAGACCACCGAUGGCCCACGCCAUGGACUAUCCAAGAACCCGCUACCAAUCGCUGGACCGCGGCGGACUCGUGGACCCCCACGACCGCGAGUUCAUCCCCAUCCGGGAGCCGCGCGACCGCUCCCGCGACCGGUCCCUCGAGCGGGGACUCUACCUAGAGGACGAGCUGUACGGGCGGUCGGCGCGGCAGAGCCCCAGCGCGAUGGGCGGUUACAACACGGGCAUGGGCCCCACCUCGGACCGGGCCUACUUGGGCGACCUGCAGCACCAGAACACCGACCUGCAGCGCGAGCUGGGCAACCUCAAGCGGGAGCUGGAGCUGACCAACCAGAAGCUGGGCAGCUCGAUGCACAGCAUCAAGACCUUCUGGUCGCCGGAGCUCAAGAAGGAGCGGGCCCUGCGCAAGGAGGAGAGCGCCAAGUACAGUCUGAUCAACGACCAGUUGAAGCUGCUCAGCACGGAGAAUCAGAAACAAGCCAUGUUGGUGCGCCAGCUGGAGGAGGAGCUGCGCCUGCGGAUGCGGCAGCCCAACCUCGAGAUGCAGCAGCAGAUGGAGGCGAUCUACGCAGAGAACGACCACCUGCAGCGCGAGAUCAGCAUCCUGCGCGAGACGAUCAAGGACCUCGAGUGCCGGGUGGAGACCCAGAAGCAGACGCUGAUCGCCCGCGACGAGAGCAUCAAGAAGCUGCUGGAGAUGCUGCAGGCCAAGGGAAUGGGCAAGGAGGAGGAGCGCCAGAUGUUCCAGCAGAUGCAGGCCAUGGCCCAGAAGCAGAUGUACAAUAACUUCGCGGGCGCCAGCGGAAAGCCCCCCCUGCCGGACAUAAUCGGGCAGUACUACGGCCCGGCCGGGAGCGGGCCCCUCUCCUACGGAGCGGGCAAUGGCUACGGCCCGGCCACCACCUACGACCUCUACGGCCCCUCGACCUCCGCGGGCUCAGCGGGCUACGGACUGUACGACCCGGCGCCCUACGGCCCCUGCCAGACCUCGCCGAUCCGGCGCAGGCGCUACAGCAUCGCCGGGCUGCCCUCGGCGACCAUGUACAACGACGUGUACGGCUACCGCCCCCCGCUGCAGCAGACCAGCUCCUCGAACAUCGUGAACCUGCUCAACGAGGCGCACAAGUCGAUAUCGCGCAGCUCGCAGAUCCUCAACCUCACCAACCAGGCGCGCCAGCUGGGCCAGCUGGUGACCACGCCCCUCGGCACCGGCGUGGGCGUGGGCGCGGGACUGGGCCGCGUCGUGUCCAGCUACCCCACGCUCCAUCCGGGCGACACCUCGCCGCCGUACCUCAACGACAACCUGAUGCAGAUGUCGACGAGCUUCUCCUCGCAGCCCAACAUGUACUUCCAGCCGGCGGCGCAGGCGCAGAUGCCGCCCGCCCAGCUCCUGCCCACGCAGCUGUCGGCGGCCCAGAGUGCGGCUGCGGCGGCCGCCCGCCUCCGGCCCGCCUACUCGGUGACGAACCUCGUGUCCAGCUACCCCUCGGCGGCGGGAGUGGGAGUGGGGACGGGGUCGCUGUACGGCUGCAAGUACGGCGGUGGCUAUCCGUACCAGAGCGACCUGGGAUACGGCAACCCGCUAGCGAGCUUCCAGCAGCGCCAGCUGAUGGCCCAGCAGUCGCUGCACGCCUCCAACCCCGCCAUCUCGCAGUACUACCAGAACCAGGGAUUGGGAGCGGGAUUAGGAGCCGGAGCGGGAGGGGGAGGGGGAGCGGGGGCGGCGGCGCUGGCCUACAACCUGCAGCAGCAGUUCGCCGGGACGCACCACUACGGGGGAGGAGCGCAGGGCCCGCCGCUGGGCCACUCGCACAUCCAGGCGUCCGUGCAGCAGCAGAUGCACCCGCAGUACCAGUACCACGUGCACCAGCACCAGAACCACCUGCAGACGCACCCACUGGCGGCACUGGCCAAUACGAGCGGCCCCUUCGGCGGGACGCUGGCCAGCAGCGCCAGGGACUACGUGGACGGGCUGCACCAUGCGGCCCACUCGCAUCCGCAUCCGCACCAGCAUCCGCAUUCGCAUACGCAUCCGCAUUCGCACCACGCAUCCUCGCAUCAUGCGGCCUAUCCGCACUCGCAUACGCAUACGCAUCCGCAUCCGCAUACGCAUCCGCACCAUCAGCAGCAGCCGCAGCACCAUCACCACCAUCUGCCAUACUCGAAACUAGACUUAGAUUACCCGAAACUGCCGCAAGAGCAUAAGCGACAACUGGACGAAUUCCGUCUUGAAAUACAGAGAAGGGAUCAAGAGAUCCUGGCGAUGGCGGCCAAAAUGAAGACGCUCGAGGAGCAGCACCAGGACUACCAGCGGCACAUAGCGGUGCUCAAGGAGUCGCUCUGCGCCAAGGAGGAGCACUACAACAUGCUGCAGACGGACGUCGAGGAGAUGCGCGCCCGGCUCGAGGAGAAGAACCGCCUCAUCGAGAAGAAGACCCAGGGCACCCUGCAGACGGUCCAGGAGCGCAACCGGCUCACCAGCGAGCUCACCGAGCUCAAGGACCACAUGGACAUCAAGGACCGCAAGAUCAGCGUGCUCCAGCGCAAGAUCGAGAACCUGGAGGACCUGCUCAAGGAGAAGGACAACCAGGUGGACAUGGCGCGGGCCCGGCUGUCCGCCAUGCAGGCGCACCACAGCAGCUCCGAGGGGGCGCUGACCAGCCUGGAGGAGGCCAUCGGCGACAAGGAGAAGCAGAUGGCCCAGCUGCGGGACCAGCGCGACCGGGCGGAGCACGAGAAGCAGGAGGAGCGCGACCUGCACGAGCGCGAGGUGGCCGACUACAAGAUCAAGCUGCGGGCCGCCGAGAGCGAGGUGGAGAAGCUGCAGACGCGGCUCGAGCGGGCGGUCACCGAGCGGGAGCGGCUGGAGAUCAAGCUGGAGGCCUCGCAGAGCGAGCUGGGCAAGUCGAAGGCCGAGCUGGAGAAGGCCACCUGCGAGAUGGGCCGGAGCAGCGCCGACUGGGAGUCCACGAAGCAGCGGAUCGCGCGCCUCGAGCUCGAGAACGAGCGGCUGAAGCACGACCUGGAGCGUUCGCAGCUGCAGCUAGAAGAACAGACCACACUACACAAAACCACGUUUGGCCGGACCACGAUGACCACCUCCCAGGAGCUGGACCGCGCCCAGGAGCGGGCGGACAAGGCCUCCGCCGAGCUGCGACGCACCCAGGCGGAGCUGAGAGUCACGCAGUCGGAUGCGGAGCGGGCCCGCGAGGAGGCGGCCGCCCUGCAGGAGAAGCUGGAGAAGAGCCAGGGCGAGGUGUACCGACUCAAGGCGAAGCUGGAGAACGCCCAGGGCGAGCAGGAGAGCCUGCGCCAGGAGCUGGAGAAGGCGCAGAGCGGCGUCUCGCGCAUCCACGCGGAUCGCGACCGGGCCUUCUCGGAGGUGGAGAAGAUCAAGGAGGAGAUGGAGCGCACCCAGGCCACGCUGGGCAAGUCGCAGCUGCAGCACGAGAAGCUGCAGAACUCGCUGGACAAGGCCCAGAACGAGGUGGACCACCUGCAGGACAAGCUGGACAAGCUGGGCGCCGAGAACCGGCGGCUGGUGCUCGAGAAGGAGAAGCUCACCUACGACUACGACAACCUGCAGUCCCAGCUGGACAAGGCCCUCGGCCAGGCGGCCAGGAUGCAGAAGGAGCGCGAAACGCUCUCCCUGGAUACGGACCGCAUCCGCGAGAAGCUGGAGAAGACGCAGGUGCAACUGGGCCGCAUCCAGAAGGAGCGCGACCAGUUCUCCGACGAGCUGGAGACGCUCAAGGAGCGCUCGGAGUCGGCGCAGACGCUGCUCAUGAAGGCCGCCCGCGACCGGGAGGCGAUGCAGACGGACCUGGAGGUCCUCAAGGAGCGCUACGAGAAGUCGCACGCCAUACAGCAGAAACUGCAGAUGGAGCGCGACGACGCGGUGACCGAGGUGGAGAUACUCAAGGAGAAGCUCGACAAGGCGCUCUACGCCAGCCAGAAGCUGAUCGACGAGAAGGACACCUCGAACAAGGAGUUCGAGAAGAUGCUCGAGAAGUACGACCGCGCCCAGAACGAGAUCUACCGCCUGCAGUCGCGCUGCGACACCGCGGAAGCGGACCGCGCCCGCCUCGAGGUGGAGGCCGAGCGAUCGGGGCUGGCGGCGGGCAAGGCGCGCGAGGACCUGCGCAAGCUGCAGGACGAGAGCACGCGCCUCCAGGAGGCCUGCGACCGCGCCGCCCUCCAGCUGAGCCGCGCCAAGGAGUGCGAGGACAACGCGCGCAGCGAACUGGAGCACAGCCGCGACCGCUUCGACAAGCUGCAGACGGACGUGCGGCGGGCGCAGGGCGAGAAGGAGCACUUCCAGUCGGAGCUGGAGCGGGUCACCUACGAGCUGGAGCGCGCCCACGCCGCCCAGACGAAGGCCGGCGCCAGUGCGGAGGCGGCCAAGGAGGAGGCGGCCCACUACGCUGUGGAGCUGGAGAAGAUGCGCGACCGCUACGAGAAGGCGCAGGCGGAGCUGCGCAAGCUGCAGGACACGGACACCUUCGGACGGGAGACGCGCCGCCUCAAGGAGGAGAACGAGCGGCUGCGCGAGAAGCUGGACAAGACGCUCAUGGAGCUGGAGACGAUCCGCGGGAAGUCGCAGUACGAGUCGGAGUCGUUCGAGAAGUACAAGGACAAGUACGAGAAGAUCGAGCUGGAGGUGCAGAACCUGGAGUCGAAGCUGCACGAGACCAGCCUGCAGCUGGAGCUGUCGAAGGGCGAGGUGGCCAAGAUGCUGGCCAGCCAGGACAAGCAGCGCUCCGAGCUGGAGCGGGCACACAUCGAGCGGGAGAAGGCGCGCGACAAGCACGAGAAGCUGCUCAAGGAGGUCGAUCGUUUGCGCCUGCAACAGUCCUCGGUGAGCCCCGGCGAUCCGGUGCGCGGCUCCUCGUCCGCCCUCUCCGCCCUCACCGCCGGCGAGCGGCAGGAGAUCGACCGGCUGCGGGACCGCCUGGAGAAGGCGCUCCAGUCGCGCGACGCCACCGAGCUGGAGGCCGGUCGCUUGGCCAAGGAACUGGAGAAGGCGCAAAUGCAUCUGGCCAAGCAGCAGGAGAACUCCGAGUCGGCGCGCAUCGAGUUCGAGCGGAUGGGCGCCGAGCUGGGCCGCCUGCACGACCGCCUCGAGAAGACGGAGGCCGAGCGGGAGGCGCUGCGGCAGUCGGCACGCGGCGGAGGCGGAGGCGCCGCUGCCCCCCAUCCGCAGCUGGAGAAGCACGUGCAGAAGCUCGAGGCGGACGUCAAGCAGCUGGCCGUGGAGCGGGAGCAGCUGGUGCUGCAGCUGGAGAAGAGCCAGGAGAUCCUCAUGAACUUCCAGAAGGAGCUGCAGAGCGCCGAGGCGGAGCUGCAGAAGACGCGCGAGGAGAACCGCAAGCUGCGCAACGGCCACCAGGCCCCGCCGACCGCCCAGGCACCCGCCCCCGCCCCCGGAGCCUCGCCGGCCGAGAUCCAGGCCAUGCAGAAGGAGAUCCAGGCGCUGCAGCAGAAGUUGCAGGAGUCGGAGCGCGCCCUGGCCGCCGCAGGACCCCAGCAGGCGCAGGCAGCCGCGGCGGCGCAGGGAGCGAGUCGCGAGGAGAUCGAGCAGUGGCGCAAGGUCAUCGAGCAGGAGAAGGGGCGGGCCGACAUGGCCGACAAGGCCGCCCAGGAGAUGCACAAGCGCAUCCAGCUCAUGGACCAACACAUCAAGGACCAGCACGCCCAGAUGCAGAAGAUGCAGCAGCAGAUGCAGCAGCAGCAGCAGGCGGCGCAGCAGGCGGCACAGCAGGCGGCGCAGCAAGCGGCGCAGCAGCAGGGCGCGGCAGGAGCCGGCGGAGCGGACCCCAAGGAGCUGGAGAAGGUGCGCGGCGAGCUGCAGGCGGCCUGCACCGAGCGGGACCGCUUCCAGCAGCAGCUGGAGCUGCUGGUCACGGAGCUGGAGAAGAGCAAGUUGUCCAACCAGGAGCAGACCAAGCAGCUGCAGGCGUCGCAGCAGCAGGUGCAGCAGUUGCAGCAGCAAGUACAGCAACUGCAGCAGCAGAUGCAGCAGCUGCAGCAGGCGGCCAGCGCGGGCGCGGGCGCCACCGACGUGCAGCGCCAGCAGCUGCAGCAGCAGCAGCAGCAGCUGGAGGAGGUGCGCAAGCAGAUCGACAACCAGGCCAAGGCCACCGAGGGCGAGCGCAAGAUCAUCGACGAGCAGCGCAAGCAGAUCGACGCCAAGCGCAAGGACAUCGAGGACAAGGAGAAGAAGAUGGCCGAGUUCGACGUGCAGCUGCGCAAGCGCAAGGAGCAGAUGGACCAGCUGGAGAAGUCUCUCCAGACGCAGGGAGGCGGCGCGGCGGCCGCCGGCGAGCUCAACAAGAAGCUCAUGGACACGCAGCGCCAGCUGGAGGCAUGCGUCAAGGAGCUGCAGAACACAAAGGAGGAGCACAAGAAGGCGGCAACCGAGACGGAGCGCCUGCUGCAACUGGUACAAAUGUCGCAGGAGGAGCAGAACGCCAAGGAGAAGACCAUCAUGGAUUUGCAACAAGCCUUAAAGAUCGCUCAAGCCAAAGUCAAACAAGCACAAACGCAGCAACAGCAGCAGCAGGAUGCUGGGCCAGCUGGCUUCUUGAAGAGCUUUUUCUAAAGAGUGCCCCCGAAAAGCAGGAAAACAAAUAUGCAGAUGAGGCGGCAGGAAUACACCCGUACUAUUUACCCAACAGCGAUAAUGGAAAACCAAAAGAGCAACAAAUUACCAAAAGCACUGUCUACUAUUUUGUAUACUACCGAUGCCGAUACCGAUACCGAUACCAAUACUGAUACCGAUAACGAUACCGAUACCACUACCACUACCAACUAUGCAGUAUUUCUACGACUCUCACACACACUAUACAAACUACACACACACACACUGACACACACUUGUAAAUGACACCAUGUAAAUGCAAACUGCAAUUAUUUGAUAUUUAUGUGUAUUGUGUAAUUAGGUUGCCGCUAUACUCAAAUUGUGGAUGCAUUUAAAAGUCAGCUCGUAUAGCGUACUUUGUAAACUUUCUUAACUCUCUCUAACUCACUAACUCGAUCCUUUUUCGAACUCAACUCGAACUCAACUUAAAGUUUAUCGUUAGCCAGGACCCCCUGUUGCCCGAAUUCCCCCGCGAGCUUUCUGUCCCCCACUUUCUCUCUGUCGGUCGGAGCUGAAGAACGUAGACUACGUCCUCGGCCCCCAUAAUCCUUCCCGUAGGACCACCAUCCCGUUAGAGCUGCUUUGGACCCGAACAGGUGCAGCGGGCACCAUCAAUUAUCGUCGAUAUAUGGUUAUAGUUAGUCAGACAGGAAGAUCGGAACAUCACUCGCCUCACUAGCACACUGUACAUAGGCAUUGGCAUCAGACUCAGAAUCAGAAGGGAAAGGACACAAUACGUAGAGCAAUAAAGGAUAAACACAGAUAAUAGCAGCGUAGUUACGAGUAUAUAUGUAAAUCAUAGUUACAUGCAUUGCGAUGAAGUUAUACAUAUUGCCUAGCCUUUAGCCGUGUACCAAAGAACUAUCAAUAUAGACCCAGGAGGACUACCUACCUACUACCAUUCGUAUCAGCUAGCACGGAUAUUAUCGAUAAACGUCAACUACACAAGUGCAAUCUCUAUUUUAAUUAGUCAAAUCUACACGAUAUGCCCCUAGCCCCCGAUCCCCGUUCCCCCGACUAAAUAGACGAGUCCCUUACGCAAGCUUUACCAAGUCAGCUGUGAAUGCGCAUUAGUGCUUAUAGAGUCUCGUAGAAGAUCGAUAUUCCUCUAGUUGCUUUUGGUUCGGAUGCAGGCGGAAGUGUUAUUGUUAUCGGACUUAGGGACGCACCCCAGUAACGCAUAUUAUAUAGCCUCGGAGGAGUAGAGUGUACAAACUGUAGAGUACCGCAUUGACUAGCAGGAAUUAGUUGGUCCAUUGAGUGUAUUUCCGUUCAGUAUGGUUUACCUAGAAGGAAGCAUAUGGAGGGAGGAAGUACGGAGUUAUCACUGCCAGUGUAAGCAAGAAUAUUGAUAGAGGGAGGUCUUUAAUCCUAGGGCCUGUCAUUAGAUUACCACUUGAGUUUCGGUUACUGUGUGAAACCAGCCACGAAGACAUUCAGCGAAGACACAACACAAUCAUAUCAUACAAGCCUAUAUCAUAACCCCAGAACGAAGGACAGUAGGUCCCCACCCCCUACCAACUAUGUAUUUCCAUUUGUAAUGAGAAGGGAUCGAUUGUGGGAUUGACAGAGGAGGCCCUCCACCUCUUAGGUAAUCGAUUAACGACCAAGUAACUACGAUAGAGCUGCACUCUCGCUUUGCGUUCCGUUCAGCGAUCGUUCGAUUUGUGUACAUAAGUUAGGUCCUCUCUCGCCAGGAAGUUCCCCCUCAAGUUCCUAAGUUGCAGGAACCCCGGGUUUUUCGGUGCAGCUGAAGGGCAGAAAACCAGACAAACCAGAGCUCGCGAGUCAAGUAAUUAUCGGUGGCAUCUUCACGUUCGACGCAGGUGUACAUAGGUGUCUAGUUAUGUAAGCAUGACAGAAGCUGUAUAAUAUAUGAAAGUCUACUAUAUACGAUAUGAUUAACCAUCAGCCAGAUUAACACGCAGACCACUGAGAACACGAGAACAAUUAACUAUCGACAAAUCAAGCGAGCGAACUUCGCGGUAGGACACUCCACAAAGGACACACCACGUUGACAAUACAACCACCCACAAGACACGUUAACACUGAACACUAAGAACCGGAAUCACCUUUGAACAAGACCAUUAAGCUAAUGAAAGCCAACAUAUCUGAGUCAAGAUAGCGCUAAUCUCAUGUCAACCGGGGACAACCUGAUGACAGGUCACCAACUCAGUCACUCGUCACUCAGUCACCUUCGAUCUUGAUCUCGACUUCGAUUUCCAGUUAUAGAGGACGGAACGUUUGCCUUUACUACUUAACUUAACUUACCACGUAUCGUAUUGUUAGCCUAGAUAGUCUCAAUUAACGCAGCAGCAGCGGCAGCAGCAGAAGUGGCAACCAGCUGAGAAUAAGAACAUGAACUAACGGUCUAUCUACUUAUAGAACUUGCCGUACACUUUAAUCAUAUUAUCCCCGCCGUCGUGUACCCUACUUAUAGAUACAAAUACGAAUACAAAUACAGAUACAAGUACGAAUACAAAUGCAAAUACAAAUACAAAUACAAAUACAAAUACAAAUACGAUUACGAAACUAAAGGAUAGCGAGGAAGCUUCGAUAACUUUUUCUAUACCAGUCUAGCGAAAAUAACAAACGUAAACGUAAACCAAAAUCUGAAUCCACAGCAAGCCCAAGUCUCGAAUAAUGUAAUUUAGCAAAUUGUAACUCAAUAUAGGCACUCUUGCUCUCACACAGACCCGAAGAUCAGGCGAGAAUCGGCGGCAGAUUAAUGAAUUUAUAUUACCGAUAAUGCAAGCGAAGAUUAACCCAGUGUGUACUUCUCUGUACAUAGACCUAUAUAUAUAUAUAUAUAUAUAAUACUUACGACUAGAGCAAGCAUACGAUAGAUGAAUAUAGGAAUAUACGGAUACAAAACAUAUACAUAGCAGAUAUGGAAAGAGAGCGCAAAUUAUAUAGAUACCACAGCAUCAUCCAUCGAGGAUCAGAGCCGAGAUCGUAGUCAGAUAGCCAGAGAGCCAGAUAGCCAGAUAGGCCGAUAGGCAGAUAGCCGGAUUGUCGGACGGAGAGGAGGGGGCGGAGCAGGAGAGUAGCCCAGAAACCAAGUCCCAAAGCCGAAUCCGAUACCGAUAGCGAUACCGAUACCGAAAUAUCCACAGAGAACGAUAAAAUCCAAAGGAAGAACAACAAUUUCGUGUAAACAUUUUUUUAACAAGUUUGGUGAUCUACGAUAUUGGUAAUAAUUAUUGAUAAUAUAAUAAAAUAAAAGGAUAUAUAUAUAUAUACACAUACAUAUAUUAUACAAAUAUAUGAAGUAAAGCCCAGUACUCAGAACAGCAACUUUUUCGGAAGGUGAAUAGCCGCUUUGGCGCAGUGUGACCGGUCAUUAGAUAAAGUCACCAAUAGCUUUGGCCACACUGUGCUCGAAUCCUGCUCUAAGCUCUGCCACCCGAUUUCUACUGAAACUUGUGAUCCGAACAAACCUUGUCGAUCUGAGCACUGGACUUUAGCAGGAGUAGGCAAUUGAACGGAACAAGGGGAGGCAUACAUAAAGUACGAGUAAAUAUUUAUUAUAUAAUGUUUUUUAAGUAACUUAUAGUAAGCCAGUAUAUAUACACACAUAUAUAUAAAUUAUACAUAUAUGAAACUACAUAAGUUUACAAGGUAUAUGAGAAAACAAACGACAAACCAAAUUAAGAAUCAACCACAACAACAAAGAGCAACAUUAAAGGUAAACAACAAAAACGCAACCGCAGCAACUAAACAAAGUAAACGAUUAGAGGUGAGGUGGGAAAAAUAUAAUAAUAACAAAGUAAAUAAAUUUAUUAUAUACAUACAUACAUAGAAGAAUAUUACAAAUGGAGAAAGUCGAGCGCAAUGAAAGCGAGAUGAAAAUGAUUAUUUGAAACAUGUUCAUUAUAUAUAAAUGUCAUUACAAAUGUUCUUCAAAACUGCCUACCAAUAAAAUAUAUUUCA
This is a messenger RNA of Drosophila ficusphila, 11433 nucleotides long. It is a transcript of the gene brp, whose product is annotated as plectin. Gene Ontology annotation, biological process: regulation of synaptic plasticity; maintenance of presynaptic active zone structure; neuromuscular synaptic transmission. Gene Ontology annotation, molecular function: structural constituent of presynaptic active zone. Lineage: Eukaryota; Metazoa; Arthropoda; Insecta; Diptera; Drosophilidae. Gene Ontology annotation, cellular component: cytoskeleton of presynaptic active zone. The record is from RefSeq and is a predicted model, not a curated record.